GUGUAUCUAUUUAUGUUGUUAUAGUUUUGGCCUGAUUUCAACAGCAUUACAAAAUGUGAAAUUUAUAAAAUAUGUUCAAGCUGGUACGAACGAGAAAGUUAUGUGAUGCUCAACGGAUGUGAAAUGAAAAUAAGAUUAAUAAAAAAAAAAAGAUGAGCAACAGAAUUCUGACGGUGCAGUUAGAUGCAGAAAUAUCUGUGAAAACCAUCUUUCACUCUCAGCAACAGGCUACACUCCCCCCUUUGCCUUUUGUUUCCGAGGUGGAGCCUGAUACCCCGACUUCUCCAAACUGAACUGCCGGUGAAGCAGACGGACAAGAUAGAAUUGGGACCAGCAGUCGGUGGCAAAGAUCUGGGACGCAGUAGAUCGGGGAGAGACCAUAGAGGCGGCUGCGAGGAAGAAGAAGGAUUUUGUGGAGCGCUUCGUACGGUUUAAUAAUUCCACAAACCGGCUACACACGGCAGAGCUUCCAGAAAGAUGAAUUCUUUCAUCCUGCUGUCGCUUUUUGCCACGGUUAUCGCCGGAAAGUCACCUCGGCUGAAAUUUGUUGUGCACGAGCCAUCCAGGUUCCACUUCAACAAACCUGAGAACUACAUCAGCAUGUACCACCAGGAAGGGAGCGACAUGCUGUAUGUGGGCGGCCAGGCAAUGGUCUAUGUGUUGACGUUCACUAACAGAGGGGUCCGCGACCUUCAGAUCCCAGCGGCAUCCGAUCAGACUGCAAUUGAUACCUGCAAGGCCAAGGCUGCACCACUGGAGCUGGAGUGUGAUAAUUUCAUUACCGUCAUUCAGAAAGUAAAUGACACAAUCAUAGUAUGUGGGACAAAUGCUGGAAGCCCCAGGUGCUGGAUGCUGGUAAAUGAGACUGUGCUGACUGACGUCCAGGGCAGCGGGCAGAUAGCGUCAGCCUCUGACAUCUCACCACCCUACCCUUCCCAGAGGUCCAUCAGCUUGCCUGCAGAUGGGAGUCUGUAUUCUGCUAUGUCAUCGGUGACCGGUCAUGCUGGCUCGAUCCGGCGUACGUUUGGCUCCCAGAAACUCCUGAAGACGGAGAACAUUUGGCUGCUGAAUCCACAGUUUGCCGGUGCAGCCAUAAUCCCGUCUUCACAAAAGUUCAAGGAGGAGAUCUACUUCUUCUUCACUGAGAUCAACAAGACAGCCAGAGUGGACGAGGAGCCUUACAGGGCCCGCAUUGGCCGAAUCUGCACGGUGGAUGAAGGGGGCAUCAAAGCCCUGCUGGCAGACUCAUGGACCACCUUCAUGAAGGCCCGGGUGAUGUGCGGUGCAGGAAACACUCAGCAGCAGUACAACAACAUGAAGCAGGCGGUGGUGCUGACAGCGCAGGACAAGAGAGCCGGGGUCAUGUAUGGCCUGUUUUCCAACGCAUGGGGCAGAACAGUCAUCUGUGCUUACUCCAUCGAAGAUAUUGACCAGGCUUUCUCCACAUCUAAACUGAAGGGCUACAGCAGUCCAUUCAUUGGCAGUCGCCCAGGGAUGUGUGUCCGCAAAAACUCGACAGCAGGAGGUCACAACGACAUCAAGAACCUGGGGGUGAUCAGAUACCACCCAGAAAUUGAGGAUGUGAUCCGGCCUGUUGGUGUGGCUCCACUUGACCUGCCCACAGAUGACCAAAUCACACACACUGUGGCGGACAUUGUCCUGGCGGUCAACGAUGAGCACUACAGCGUCCUGUACCUUGGAACAGAACAAGGAAAAGUUCUCAAAGUUCUUCACACCAGCGAGGGGGUCUUCAUCAUAUCUCAGUACUCUCUGUUUCACAAUGAGGGCCCUGUUCUAAACAUGGCCAUCGACUCCCAAAAGGGACACCUGUAUGUUGGUACAGCGAUGGAGGUCCAGCGACUGCCGCUGGCUGACUGCGGUCGCUAUGGCGACACAUGCAGGGAGUGCAUCCUUUCCCGGGAUCCAUACUGCGGCUGGGACAGGGCCAGGAGGAAGUGCGUCGCCAUCCCGCCUGGAUACAACGUCACAUCUGGGACACUCGUUCAGAAUCUGGACCAUUCGAACUCCUCGGUUUGUGGGGAAGCUGCUGCUCUGAAGCAGCGUCGAACUUCCCCCAGAGAAGUUUUGGUGCAGUCCAACACCUCUGUCUUUCUCCCUUGCCCUGUGCGCUCCUUCCAUGCCACUUACCGCUGGGAGAAGGACAACUGUGUCAAGAACUAUCCCUGCCUCUUCUCCGGGGACUUCUGUGUCCUGGGGCCGGUUGUUGACACGCCCCUGAAGGAAGGUGUCUUCCGCUGCAUGGCCACUGAGGACGGAUUCAAGGUGGAGGUUAUCUCCUUCAGGCUGGUGAACAACGGCAGGCUCCUGGCCGCCUCCCUGGCCUCCACCUUGGGGCCGUCGCUCCUCCUUGCCGUGGCUACGAUGUGGCUCCAUUAACUGCAGCUAACGCUAAUGCUAACCCCUCAUCCUUACUGACUCCCAAUGACAGGAAAGACAAGGAGCCGCUAUUAGGAGGUGAGGUUCGCAGAGCACUGAAGUACAUGGUUGGGUUGGACGGUGAAAAUUCACCUUUUUCCAAAUCAGUUUAUAGGGAAAGAUUCCAGAAAAUGUAAGUUGAAUGAGGGAUUAUAUUCUGUAUUUUUAGAACAUAUCUGCAGCUGCAGCUGUUAAGAUCAGAAGUGGAAAAUACAUACAUUAACGUCUUGCGAGUACGAUCUAGAUUCAACCAUACUUAGCUGCUUUGCGAACCUUUCCUCUCUGACUCAAAAAGAUAAACAUAUCGUAUGAGUUGGGCAAAAAAACACCAAUACCAGGCCAAUUCUUUUUACCAUUUCUCGACUUAUUUUGAAAUUGACUUGAUUGUGCUUAUUUGUGAAUAUAUAAACCUUUAAUACCGCUCUCACAUCUAUUCUUUCAUCUUGUUAAACGACAUUGGUAUAGCUCAUUAGUACUUAGAAAAAUGUCUGGUAUUGAGAUUUAAAAAGCCUUAACACUUCUGGGACAUAAACUCCUAAGCACAAUUUUGCAGUCAUAGCAGAAUACUGCAGACUCAGUUGGACUUGGCGCUAUAAUUAGUGCAGCUGAGUCUAACAACAUCGUUGGGAGGAAGCGUCAGCUUUUUGACAGGAAGUAGGCGGAUGGGCAAGAGCUCAUUCUCGAACAUCACUGUGUCUCAGCAUCUCCUCCUCAGACGAGGCAGUUUCUUGCAUCUUUUUAUCAGAUGGUAUCAGACAUCGUUAUUACGCCUUGUUCACAGCUUUGUCCGUUGUUUUUCUUUAUACAUGCCAUUGUCUUUCCUCCUCCCCAGAGCAUCAGAAACAAAACACUCGCUCUUACAUGAUGUGAAAAACACAUCGCCUACAGUUCCUUUGGAAAAAAGUUACUUAAUGUUAGCAUUACGGAGUAAACCACCCUCAGAAUCUUUCAACGGGAAAAUCUUAAUUAUAAACCAUUAAAUAAUUAAAUUUAUCUCCAUCAAUCAACGUGAAAGGUUAAAUUCUGGAUAUCUUAAUUUAUUGUGGAGAGACGGUGGUUGCAAGUUAUGUGAAACAGCAGUGACCUUUUUUGUUAAUUCUGGUAUGUUGGCGGCAUGUCAUUAGUGCAAAAUCCCAAGUGUCCAUCAGUUUUUAGAAAACGGAGCGGACAUCGACAAAGUGGAGCUAAUCUGCUGCAAAUGACAUCCAAUUUCUGUCAACCCGACAAUGCGUAAAGAUGUGAACAAGGUGUUAUGCUCUAGCAAUUUCAAUAAACACAUACUUACAUUAUCAUAAGGGCAGAUGAAGCUAAAUGGAACUGCAUAUUAGGCUUGCAUUUUAUAGUUUACUAGGAGAAAAAAAGGCUUGUACUUAAAUCCGUGAAGUAUGUUCUGUAUUUUAUUGCUCUGCAGAUGCUGAUUUCUACCAUGGCUGCCUACGUAUGUGACACUUUGUCUUGAUCGUUUGGGUUUCUAUGCCCUAUUUAGAAUGUGAUAAGUAACCAUUGACUGCUUUGCCUCUUUCCCCAGGGACAAAUAGACAAGAUUGUUUUUCAUACUUGUAUCUCUAUGCUGUGAAACAAAAGGCUUGACAGAUUCCAAUAAGAUGCUUCACUGAUGUACAGCAGCAACCACAAUUUGCGGUGAGAGUAGUGGCUUUAAGAUUUACCAUCACACUACAUCUGCAGCAUCAUCCUCUAACCUCUCUUCUAAUAACACAAAAUGUAUUAAGACAAAGAAGGUAGAUUAAAGCUGAAUGUAAAAAGAAAUUAGAGUGAAUGUAGCUGCAGUUCAACGGCACUGAAUUGCCAAAAAUUAAUGCCAAACCUUAUGAAUACUGAUCAGCUGAUUGAAGAAGUAGGCUUGUGCAGUGGUGAAUUAUUCAGCAGAUUAACAUGUUCUCCAGAGCUUUGAGAAUUACCAUUCAGUAAUGUUACAUAAAUCUGGCCGUGCCGAGCAUUCCACUGUGGCAGCCAUGUCAUUAAUAGCUAAUUAGACAAUGGAGCCGGCUCGUCAUGCACCAUAUUAAAGAUUUUAUUUUACAUCGUCAGGGAUAUGAGCAGCGAGCAUGUUCUCAGCUGUGAAAAUCGUGAGGUAGUGUCAUGUUUCUCACUCAGCUCAGUUGUGUGUUGCUGCUCAGGGAUCUGCUUGCUUUCUGCAUUGCACUGACGCGGGCUACUGACUGUGCCAAAAAAAGAAAAAAACAAAGCUAUGUUGAGCCACCUCAUCCGCCCAAUGCUUAUUGCUUCUUCUUAUGUUCGUUUGCAAAAUCCCUCGCUCCUUACCUCGCAUAACAUUUUGUCCGAGACAAACCCUGAGCAUGUGUACAACAUCGGUCUUCCCCACAACCAAACUCACAAACACAAACCUACUGUAGGUCUAACAUGAAUAUUAAUCGCCUGCAAGUCUUUGUGUUGACACCAGUGUGGCAAAUUAACACAAGCCACCAGCCAAGUGCUGCUAAACAUUUAGUAGAGGCUGUUCCAUGCUCCAGAGACUUUUGACAGGGAACUAACUCAAUGUACACAUAUGUGCUCAAGGCAUGUUCCUGUAUAACCUCCUGUAUAACUGUAACUGCUGUAUAUGUGUCGUGAUUUGACUCAGAAAGCUGUUAUUACAAGCCACUAUGAGAGGCCUAUGCUAUCCAAUGCUAAUUAGGCAAAUGAACCUGGUAUCAUAAGCUUCUUCACUGUGUCCCAAGUCCAUACAAACCCACUGUAUGUUUAAGUUUUCCUAAUAUUUAAUAAUUUGUUGUUUUUUUUUCCUUAUCUGAAUCGAGGGUCUAAGGAUGGAGGGUGUUGUAUGCUGUACAGAUUGUGAAGCCCCUUGAGGCAAAUUUGUGGUUUGUGAUAUUGGGCUGUUUAAAUAAAACUGACAUGACUGACUUGACUCUAGGUAGCAAAAGUGGAAGUAGUAUGACAACAGUACCGCUGCAAAAUCAAUAAGAUAACAGGUUGCAGUGGGUAGUUGGUGGAUGCCGUACAAAGCAUGUGACUUUGAGAUGGGGGACCAUGGUUCACGUCUCAAGUAUGAGCAUCGGAAUAUUCAGAUGUUAAAUAUACGUAGAAUGGUCCCUUCCAAAAUGUGUUAAAUAUUUGAAUAUAAUAAGCAGUAUUUGAAUUGCUGGUCCAGGUGGAGUUGUGUCUGACUGUUGUGGUCACAUGAAAACAUUGUAUCUCCCAGGUUGGACUCCAGCAUUUGGAGAUUUUUUUUUCUGUCAGUUCAAGAAUCGCUUGAAAACAAUUGCUAUUGUCAAAAAUGGCUCAUCAGUUAAAACAAAAAAGUGUGUCUGUUUGUUUUCCGAAAACUCUUUUGCAAUAAAAGAUUUGUCCAAAUCAUAACCUGCAAAGAAACUGGCAAUUACAGCCAUCAGAUACAUGCAGUGGAGUGAAAUGUAUAAUAUUUCUCUGAAAUUUAGUGGAGGAAAAGUAGAAAGUCCCUCGAAAAGGAAAACUAUAAAUAAGGGCAUUAUGUCAUUAAAUGUACUCACAGUACUUCAGUCUACCAUUUUUGGGAAGUUAAGUACACAAAAAAGUAAAUCUGCAUUUGCAAAAAUAAUACAAUGCACCAAUGGAUGUCAAAACUACUCCUAAUGUCAAAUUUGAAAACUUCGAAUACAUUCACAUUUACAUGUAUUCGUUUGACGCUUUUGUCCAAAGCGACAUAUUGUACAAAUGAGGUAAAAUCCAAGCCACAGUACAUCAAGGAGAAGCCUUUUGAGAAUAAGUACCACAACUGAGAGAAAUAUUAUGAUUACUACGAUAUGAGUAUUAUAUUUUGAGGAUUUACUGCUGACACGGGAAUCUAUUUUAUCUUUAAAUUCUUUAUUAACCUUAUUGAAUUCAAUUUUUAUAAAAUGUUUUACUUUUUUUCAGCUGUUAAUAGCCAGCACGUUCUCAUUCCCAGGGUGUCAAAUACUGACGUUUUGUCACGCCCCUCGGUGUUGUGUACAGACGCACAAGGUACCCUUUAGCGUUUGUAUGGGACGCACAGGGCUGCCAGAAAGCCUUAAGGAAGUCAGGUGAUGUCGUAUAACGAGCGACAUAAAGAGCGAGAAAGUCUGCCUGUGGAGGAGGUGGGGUGGAUGGAUUGGUCAAACAAACACAAGCCUUUCACCCAGGAGACCAGGGUUCAUCAGCCCCGUGUGAAAGCAAAAGUUAACAUUGAGUUAUUAAAAGUAUUAAGUUACAUUACAAGUCAUUUACCUCACGUGGCUUCCUACUACCUAACCAAGUAGUUUUGUUGCCUAAACCCAUGGAUGUAUUAUUAGAACUGGAUGCUGGACCCCAUAGUGGCGCCUAUUCAUUCCAAUGAGAAAUGCUCGCCUGGCGCUUAUAUCAAAAACGUUUUCUAGCUUCUAGGUUUUUCUUCCGGGUGUGCGGCCCACUGAAUAUGCGCAGUAGUGGCCCCGCCCAUGAGUUGCCGCUCGGAAUGGCUUUUCUCAGCUCAAGGAAAGUUUUACAAAUAUAAAACCUUCAUGGAUCAAAAUUCAUAGUAUAAAGACUCAUAAUUGACCUUGUUUGCAGUUUGAGGUGUCCUGUCAACAGUUUUACAGACAUCUCUUUUAUAAUGGUGGCCUAUGGGAAAAAAAAUGUUUUGGGAAUUUUUCGUUGCAAGGCUGAACGGAGGCACCAUAGCCAGUUCUUAUUAUACAUCCAUGCCUAAACCUAACCAACACGUGUACGUCACUUACGUCAUAUGACUUCCUACAGACGCUAAAGGGUACCAUGGGAUACGUCUGUAUACAAUGCUGAGGGAUGUGACAAAACGUCAGUGUCUGACACCCUGGGAAUGAGAACGGGUUGUAAUAGCUCCUCCAUCUCAGUUGUUUGUUGUGCAACUGUAGUGUCCAUCAACACUACACUCAAAAACCAAGUGAUUCUUCCCUGCAUGCUAGCAUUUUGAGGUGUAUUUUUGCCAUUGUACAUUUUUCCAGAACAUACUAAAACACAACAGAUCUGGGAUAUAGAGUGGAUUUGGAAUGUUGGUUUGUUUUCUCACCAGGAGAGAGGACCUUGUGUCAUUUACCCUCUUCAUGAGGAGCAGCACUGGCCCUCAGGCAGGUGGAAUCAGACCUUCAUCAUUCAGCACCCAAUCGUCAUCUUCAACUUGACAAGGCUUUGCUUUAAUAUCCACACUUUUCCGGCUAAUGCGUGUAAUUAAUAUUUAUAGCAUUUAACAACACUUGACAUCUUCAAACCACAUUUCCUCUGUGUUCAAGUCCUUGGUUUGAUAUGGAUAUUCACACAGCUGCUUUAUUGAAAUUCAGUUAUCGCUCACUCACAUCUGUCAUCGUAAGCCAGUCCAAUAAAGGCUAAUCUUCAAAGCAAGCUCUUGAUUUGCAUUCAGGAAAUCAUUUUAGUGGAUCAUGCUAUCUGCUGUAGACGAAUCGACUUUGAGUGAAGCGGGUCGCUGUUUUGUUUGCUCUGGGGUUUUGAGUGUCAAAUACUGUAUAUGAUGUGUGCCCAUGAUUCUGUGUCUUGAUAUAUCUAAUUUUAAAAGUAACAUGCCAAACUAUAAUUAAAUAAGGAGAUUUAUAUUGGUGCCAUGCCAGUCCAAUGCCAUCUCAUAACAUGUAUUUUUAAAACAGAUAUCUAGUACAAUAGAUAUUCAUGUAACAAAUCCAUAUUGACAUGUGUUUCCUUGAACAUGUGCAGUGAAACUUAAUAAAAUAUAAGUAUCAAAAAGUA
Messenger RNA from Siniperca chuatsi (mandarin fish), 8124 nucleotides. RefSeq lists its product as uncharacterized. The record is from RefSeq and is a predicted model, not a curated record. Gene Ontology annotation, biological process: semaphorin-plexin signaling pathway; negative chemotaxis; neural crest cell migration. Gene Ontology annotation, molecular function: chemorepellent activity; semaphorin receptor binding. NCBI's taxonomy places the organism in Eukaryota, Metazoa, Chordata, Actinopteri, Centrarchiformes, Sinipercidae. Bases 478 to 2397 code for a protein of 639 amino acids. The transcript has 15 exons.